Microthlaspi erraticum is the source of this 585-nucleotide messenger RNA. Lineage: Eukaryota; Viridiplantae; Streptophyta; Magnoliopsida; Brassicales; Brassicaceae. The record is from the annotation of a GenBank genome assembly.
AUGAAAAGCCCAUCUAAACUUCAGAAUAGUUCCUAUCGAGAUUUGCGAUUUGAGGCACAGUUAAAAAAGUCUCGUAUUUCUCCGGGAACGGAAACGAAAUCCCUAGACAUGGCGGAGAAGCUUGCGCCAGAGAAGCGACACGAUUUCGUUCACAAUGGGCAAAAGGUGUUUGAAUGGGAUCAAACAUUAGAAGAAGUGAACAUGUACCUAAAUCUGCCGCCAAAUGUUCAUCCAAAGGCUUUCCACUGCAAAAUACAGUCGAAACAUAUCGAAGUUGGCAUCAAAGGCAACCCUCCUUUUCUCAACCACGAUCUAAGUGCCCCUGUGAAGACGGAUUGCUCGUUCUGGACUCUAGAGGAUGAUAUAAUGCACAUUACACUUCAGAAGAGGGAGAAAGGGCAGACAUGGGCAUCUCCCAUUCUGGGACAGGGUCAGUUGGAUCCUUACGCCACUGAUCUUGAGCAGAAGCGACUCAUGCUCCAGAGGUUUCAAGAAGAGAAUCCAGGAUUCGACUUUUCGCAAGCUCAGUUCUCGGGUAACUGUCCAGAUCCGAGGAGCUUCAUGGGAGGCAUUCGUUCCGACUAA